Molecule: messenger RNA, 3491 nt
Organism: Sodiomyces alkalinus F11
Lineage: Eukaryota; Fungi; Ascomycota; Sordariomycetes; Glomerellales; Plectosphaerellaceae
Product: BIR-domain-containing protein
Exons: 4
Coding region: 292-3150 (952 amino acids)
Source: RefSeq, a predicted model, not a curated record
GUUGAGUUGCCAUUGCUGCCAUCUCUUCGUACAUCGACAUCACCUCAAUCCAGAUCCAUUCUGCCUUAUCACCUGCCACACUACACUCUGUUGACGCUCUUGAAUUAACAAUCACGGCUUUUUGCUCCAUCUGCGUCUGCUCACCUAUCCGACUCCCCUGGAAUCUCGUCUCAAUGGGCAAUCUCUAGCACGCUUUUCUGAGCACAUCACCCCCAAUAUACUCCUCGAAUUCGAUCCGCUACUUCUUCUUCCCUUGCCCAGCUGUCCGACAGGGACCACCACCGCCCCAACAUGGCGCGAGAUUCUUCCCUGAAGAUGGUACCCGCAUCAGACGGCGUCCCGCCCGAAUUCACCUUCGAUGGCCGGUUGGCCUCUUUCAAGAAGCCGCUUGGUGCGCCGAAGAAGCGCGGUUCCACGGCGGGUGCUCGUGCGCCGAAAGGCUCGACCUGGCCCCAUGCCAAAUACCUACCUGCGGACAAGCUUGCCGGAGCUGGCUUCGUGUGGCAACCUCGCCCCGAAACACUCGACAACGUCCGCUGCUUUCUCUGCGACAAGUCCCUGGAUGGCUGGGAAGAAGGUGACGAUGCGUUGGAGGAACACCUGAAGCAUUCUCCCAACUGCGGCUUCGCUAUCGUGGCUGCCAUUGCGGCCGGGUACGAGAAAUAUGCGACGGAGGAUCCCAACGCACUCUACAUGGUUGAGGCGCGCAAGGCGACGUUUGCGGGAAUGUGGCCGCAUGAGAACAAGAGAGGUUGGAAGUGCAAGACCAAACAGCUGGCCGAGGCGGGAUGGAAGUGGACACCACUCAGCCAAUCUGACGAUAUGGCGACGUGCCCUUAUUGUGAACUUGCCUUGGAUGGGUGGGAGCAAGGCGAUAAACCAAUGGACGAACAUUACAACCGAUCGCCUGACUGCCCGUUCUUCGGGCUGACCCACCAGUAUGCGACAUUGAAGAAAGCAUCGAAAGGCAAAGGUGGUAGGGCCUCCAAAGUCUCUCGUGCAUCUGUUCAAUCCGUCGCCACGGCCGUGUCCGAGCUCCCCUCGGUCAUGGAAGAUGUCACUGCCAACGUCGAGGAUAGCGUCAUGACGACUGCUUCCACGGCGGCUGGCAAGAAGGCAGGUCGCCCGAAGAAGACUACUACGGCAGCGAAGGGCCGGAAGACAAAGGCGAAGAGGGACGAACCCGUUGAAGUGGUAGAGAGCGAUCCUGUGAAGGAGGAAUUUCCACUGCCACCACCUCUCACCAAGCCCGCACGCGGUCGGAAGAGGAACAGCGACGCCAUGGAUGAUUCGGUGGCCACCGUGUCGGAAGCCCCGGCGGCGAAAAAGAGGGCGACGCGAACGCGUGCUAGUCGAACGGUUGAACGUUCGGUCGUCGAGCCUUCGGAGGCUGACACGGACAUGGCCGACGCACCGCCUGCCAAGGGCAAGGGCAAGGGCCGGAAGACGGCACGGGCAUCGAAUACGCGGAACACACGCAAGGUUUCAGGCGCGUCAUCAGUCCGGGCUGCUGCCUCCACUGCGUCCUUGCGAGCUGCUCCGGGCGCAUUCCCCGACGACGACGACAACAACGACGACGACGACGACGAAAUUGAGCGGCAGCUUGAGGCGGAUCUCGAGCGGCCAUUAACGGACGACGAAGACGUCAUGCAUGACUCCGAUUCGGAGCGCCGAAGGGUCCCUGCUAAGGGCAAGGGAGCCAAGACGGCAAAGGGACGGGCACAGAAGAACGAGGCGGCGGAAAAGCUUCCUGAAUUUUCUUUUGACCCGUACCCAGCAGAGGAUGAAGAUGAGGUGGAGGCGGAACUGCAGAGACUGCAGGAACAAUUAGACGCAGAAGAGGCUGCUGCUGCGGCGGCGGCGGCGGCAGCGUCAGCGUCAGCUGAAAAGGCCGACGAAGAAGAAGAAGAAGAGUGCUUGGUAGUUCCUAAGAAGGGCCGUAAGGCGGCGGGAACUCGCAAGGUGUCGAAGCCAACCAAGGCUCAGAUGGCGAAAGAGGCACGAGAGGCCAAAGCCGCCGCCGAAGUUGCUGCGGAACGGGAACGGGAGGAGCAAGAGCAGGAUGAGAACCAGGAUGAGAACCAGGGCGAUGACUUGCCCGUUCGAGAGGACACUAUUCCCGCCGCGGAAGAGGACAACAACAGCAGCAGCACGGCUACGAUCGUCAACAGGAUAUCCGCCGACUCCUCUGCGGAUCGCACUAGCAACACGGGAAGGAAGCCGGGUCGACAGUCUAAGAAGUCAGCGACGUCCCGCUUGUCAGCCCAAGCCCAGCAAAGGGAGCUGGAUGAAGAUGAACUUGCGGUUCACGAGGAUGAGCCACUCGCUGAAGCGGUAGCAGAAGCACCUGUGGAGGAAACCGAAGAACCCGAGGGACUCGAGGAAAUCCAUCAAGAUCCCGUCGUAGUUGGCGUUCCCGAGACUCCAGCCGAGCCCGAGGUGUGGGAAUCUCCCGCCUCGAAUCACCAGACGCCAGAGCCAGGAACAACAAAGAGGGCGGGCACGCCAAAGGCCGCAUCGUCGUCGCCCGAAGCUCCUCCGUCGCCCUCGCCCCUGCCUAGGAACCUCCAACUGCCACCAGCAACGCCCCGGGCGGCACACAUCUCCCCCGCGGCGUCGGCCCGCCAACCGGCGAUAUCGCCGUCUCCCUCGCCCCAGGCGUCCGACGCCGAGAACCAACCGCCGUCGUCGGUGCGGCCGGCCAACAUACUCACGCAGAAGCGAGUGGCUCUGGCGCCCAUUGCGGCGGCGGCGGCGGCGGCGACGCCCAGGCGACCGGCGGGAGGGUCACCGUCGAAGCGCAACAACAACAACAACGUGGUGGCGGGGCUCCGUACCACGACGCCCUGGACGGCGGUUGACCUCGACGCAAUAUUCGGCACGCCGCAGAAGAAGAAUGCGCAUGGGGGGGAGGAGGUCGACGAGACGGAUAAGGAGAACAACAACUACGAGGGGGCGAUGGCGCGGUUGGUGGCGCGCGGGGCGGAGCUCACGAGCCCGGAGAAGCGGAUGACGGUGGAGGAAUGGAUCUAUUUUAACGCGGAGCAGGCGGAGGAGCAGCUGAAGCAUGAGUCUGAGAAGAUGGUUAGCCGGUUUGAAAACGAGGGGACGCGAGCUAUGCGUGUCCUGGAGGGGUUGAUUGUGGACUGAGUGUCGGCUUGGUUCUGGGCUUUUCCCCCCUUUUUUUUUUCCUUUUCCUUUUCCUUUUGGGCAUUUCAUGAUGAUGUUGGGAUUGGAUGGCACGCGGAUCGGGGGAGUUUGUUUGGUUUUACGGGUCCAGGAUAUAGGGCCUGGAUGGUUCACAAGCACUCCCUAUUAUGCCUAGACAUGGCUGCUAGAGGAAAGCUGUCUAGAGUCGUGGGAUAUCGGAUAUGAUGAUGGGCAUUUGUCCUGUCGUAGUAUGUUCUAUUUGGUAUGCCGGCGCAGUGACCACCCCAGGACAUUACUCUGCAACGAAUAACACAAGGUGCCCCGUUAAAAGAACAACCGGC